Messenger RNA from Xylaria bambusicola, 1254 nucleotides. Its product is annotated as fibrinogen binding protein. The transcript has a single exon. Lineage: Eukaryota; Fungi; Ascomycota; Sordariomycetes; Xylariales; Xylariaceae. Bases 222 to 1103 code for a protein of 293 amino acids. The record is from RefSeq and is a predicted model, not a curated record.
AACAAUCUGUGUUGAUAUUCCAAAUACUGUAUGUCCAAUUAUCAUCUGAUCAAGGCAUUGUUGCAGCACUCUAUGUUAAGCAUAUUAAUUAAGAAGUCAUCUGUCGUCUUGGCAGCUUGUCGAUCAUCAUCCUUCAGUUCAACACACUUCAAUCUUCCCUUUCACAGAUAUUACACACAAGUUCAUCCUAGUAUAUCUAGUCCCUUCAACAAGCUAUCAUCAUGAAGUUCACGGUCGCCUUCCUUUUUGCCGGUGCUCUGGCUGCCCCCGUCCAGACCAUUCCUUCGAGAGAGAUAGCUGCUGUCCCUCGAGCAGAAGCGAAUGUCAUUCCUCGCGCAGAGGCAGCUGUGAUAUCUCGCGCAGAGCGUGACGCUAUUCCUCGCGUCGAGGGCAAUGUUGUAGCUCGUGCAGAGAAACAGGCCAUUCCUCGAGCGGAAGCGGCUGUGAUAGCUCGUGCAGAGAAACAAGCCAUUCCUCGAGCAGAAGCGGCUGUGAUAGCUCGUGCAGAGAAACAAGCCAUUCCUCGAGCAGAAGCAGCUGUGAUACCUCGCGCAGAAAAACAAGCCAUCCCCCGCGUAGAGGGAACUAUUGUCGCUCGCGCAGAGCGUGAUGCUAUUCCUCGCGAAGAGGGUACAGUUGUGGCACGUGCCGAAAAAGAAGCCAUCCCUCGCGAAGACGGUGCUGUUGUAGCCCGCGCAGAGAAAGACGCUAUCCCUCGUGCCAUUGUAGCUCGUGCUGAAAGAGAUGCUAUCCCUCGCGAGGAUGGUGCUGUUGUGGCCCGCGCGGAAAAGGAAGCCAUCCCACGCCUUGAGGGAACUGUUGUCGCCCGCGCAGAGCGUGAUGCUAUUCCUCGCGAAGAAGGCGCUGUUGUAGCUCGUGCCGAAAAAGAAGCCAUCCCACGCGUUGACGGAGCUGUUGUAGCUCGUGCUGAAAAAGAGGCUAUCCCUCGUGCUAUCGUGGCUCGCGCAGAGCGUGACGCUAUUCCUCGCGGAGAGGGAGUUGUUGUGGCGCGUGCAGAGAAAGAGGCUAUUCCCCGUGUGGAUGGUGCUGUGGUAGCACGGGCAGAGAAAGACGCCAUUCCUCGCGCAGAGGCUACUGCUUAGGUGGUGGUCGAGAUACCUCGUAUUUCACGAGACGAAGAAGAAGGCGCUCAGACAAUACCCUCAAAUUUCCCAGAUCGGUUACGUGGAUGGUGCUUCAUCUAAAUCCGAGUUAUUUCAUUCAUCAACUACGACGGUAUCCUGGGACACUUCU